CCCGCGCCCUCCCUCGACGCGGCCUCCUUCCCGGCGGACGCGAUCCACCCCACCAGCCGGCUGAUCCCCGUGCUGCUGGACGACGGGGCCACCGACUCCGACGUGUCCGUAUCCUUGUCCAGCAGCACGCUGGCGGCGCGGCUGCGCGACGACCACGGCGUGGCGGCCCUCGACGUCGUGCUGGCCAACGCGGGCGGGUCGACGGCCAUGACGGGCGUGCUUGAUACCGAUCCGGACGAGAUGGCGCGCGAUUUCGUGGUCAAUGCCGCGGGGUCGGCCAGGCUGUUCCAGGCGGUCUGGCCGUUGCUGAAGCGCAGCGACGGGUCGGAGCGGGGCUUGGGGAAGUUUGUGUACGUGUCGAGUACCCUGGGGAGCAUCGGGAUCUUGCACCAGGAGAGUAUGCCGGGCGUGGCGUAUGGCAUGAGUAAGGCGGCGGCGAACUGGUUUACGAAGAAGGUCAGUGUGGAGCUCAAGGGGCAGGUGGUGGCGGGGGUUGUGCAUCCCGGAUGGGUGCAGACGGACUUGGGCCAGUCGCUGGCUGAUGCGAUCGGGUUCAAGGAGCCGCCGCUGACGGUGGAGGCGAGCGCUAAGGGUGUUGUUGAACAGAUUGACAACUGGACUCCUGAGAAGUCGGGCCAGUUUCUCUCCUACGACGGCCGGCUUCUGCCUUGGUAG
This is a messenger RNA of Chaetomium fimeti, 675 nucleotides long. RefSeq lists its product as uncharacterized. The record is from RefSeq and is a predicted model, not a curated record. Gene Ontology annotation, cellular component: cytoplasm. The transcript has 3 exons. The annotation marks the transcript as partial. NCBI's taxonomy places the organism in Eukaryota, Fungi, Ascomycota, Sordariomycetes, Sordariales, Chaetomiaceae. Gene Ontology annotation, molecular function: alcohol dehydrogenase (NAD+) activity.